CUUGGGAAAAGCCGAAAAGAUUCGAUUGGAGGGUUAAUUUUAUAGUAAUCAUAAGAUCAUGAAUGUACUUUGUAAUAUGAUGUAUACAUGUAUAUAUGUGCAAUAAACCAUUAACAACGUUUCGGUGUAGAAAGAGUCGAUAUAAGUUUAUAGUAAACACAUACAGGCCGACCCAUAAAAGUGUAAUGGAUAUUUUGAUUUACACGAGACAUAACAAAAUACGGAAAAUUGAGGCUUGGCGCCAAGACUACAAGUCACGACAAUGAUAAUUCUUCUCCGUCUAGGAAGUAUAUAGAUGUAUCAGCAAUGGCUUCAUACAGCCUUAAACUACUAGAAAAGAAAUACAAUAACUGGGUUAAAGCCCAGUUAGCUGUGCUGUUUAAUGAAGAAGGAAUUGAACCAUUUGUUUGUAAUGAAAUUCAAAUAUUUCAACAGAAAUGUUUAGAUGAUAUAUGCUACAACAAUGGACUAUUAAGCGGAGCUUUGUGCUCAAGUUGUUUUACGGAAAAUAUUGUAAAGUGUCCUACAAACCGAAUAUGUAAUGUUGGACGUGGACAAUGCAGUUAUCAUCGAAAUGCCACUACACAGUACAAUCCUUCCGGUUGUCCUAAUAACAUAUGCGACAAUUUCAAGGCAAAAAUACAGAGUGCACAUAGGUUCUAUGGUCCAUCAUUCAAAAAUACCGAUGCAACGAAUUGGUGCAGUAAUCCCUGGGAGGUCGCUAAAUGUUUUUUGCCACAAGAUGGGUAUAAAGAUGUUGUGUCUGCAAAAGAGACGGAUUUCAAUGGCAUCAUCAGCGUUGUCAUUAAUUACAAAGACUUUCAGAUGAAAGUACAUGAGCACUUAGGAAAUAAGAGUAACCUUUUUGAACAGGCGAGAGAAAUUGGUAGGAUUGUGAGACAUUCGUCAGAAUUAGAGGUUGAGGACAAGGACCUUCAGCAAUACUUCAAAGUAUUGCAACAACUAUUGUCUGAUCCCGUAUAUUUAGCUACAGAUACGCAUGCACAAAGUGCUAAACAGAAACUGUCAGACCUUGAAAAUGACAUAUUGGUUGUUGGAAAAGAUGAUGUAAGGAAAGCACUAGAUGAUGUUGCAAAAGCAGUUCGGGACAAAAUAAGAACUGAAAUAGAUGACCAGAAGAAACAGUAUGAUGAGAUUAAACUUGAUAUGAUUAAAAAUAAACAAGACGAUAUUCGGUCACUAGAGUUUAAAACUGCUGAGGGAGUGAAAACACUCGAGAAUAUUGUUGAUGACAACGCUAAGACAAUACGAAAAGAAAUAGCCAAAAUGAAACAAGAAGCUGAUGCUUCAGUGAAAACGCUUAAAACCCAAGCUGACGAAGAAGUAAAGAAUAUUAAAGAAGAGAGUAAAAAUUCAGUAAAGAUUAUUGAAUCAAGUAAAAAAAGCGGAUUGGACAAAAUAAAACAAGAAGUUGACGUUUCAGUAAAAUCCUUUAAAACACUAGUUGAUGAUGAAGCCAAGAAAAUUAAAAAAGAAAGUGACAAUUUCGUUAAGGUCAUUAAAUCAAGCACAGACACGGGACUUGGCAGAAUAAAACAAGAAACUAACACUUUAGUCAAUAGUCUUAAAAUUCAGAGCAGCAGUGAAAGACAAAGUAUAACCGAACAAGGAAAAAAAGAAAAGACAGCAUUGGUUGAAUUAGGAGAGACUUUACAGAAAACGCUUUACACAAGAAAUAUAGAUGACAAAGAGGAACAAUACGUUUCUUCUAGAAAAAAAUUAAAAGAAGAAAUUAUUGCAUGGUACAACAUGUAUCAGAGUACAGUUCCUCUUUCACCACUCACGGACGAUUUGGAUACCCCUUUAGCUUGUUUUUACGUGAAGACAGAACUCAACAUGAAAACAAACGCAUUCAGCGAACGAAAGGAAACAACUAGAGUCAAGUCGCUAGAAGACGUCUUUACAUCAGGUAGGAAGGUCCCACGUGAAAUAUAUUUGUCAGCUGACGCUGGCUUUGGAAAAACUGUGUUUUUUCAAAAUAUCUGGCUAUAA
Molecule: messenger RNA, 2013 nt
Organism: Ruditapes philippinarum (Manila clam)
Lineage: Eukaryota; Metazoa; Mollusca; Bivalvia; Venerida; Veneridae
Exons: 5
Coding region: 307-2013 (568 amino acids)
Source: RefSeq, a predicted model, not a curated record